AUUUUUGAGGUUAGGGUAAGUGUCAGUUUUCCGUGAGAAAUGCGGUGUUUUUCUUUGCGUGUUUUCCUCCAAAAAUCGGAAGGAGAAUGAGUGAAAAUCUACUGGAAAAUGUCCAUGAAGAUCUCCCAGAUCCAACUCCAUCUGGAAAAACUAUUGUCACCCGCGGGAAGUACUCCUAUUAUCACUACAAUUGCGAUGGAUUUCAGGACGCUGGAUGGGGAUGUGGGUAUCGUACACUCCAAUCUAUGUGCUCAUGGGUGAGAAACUGCAAGGAAAAUCCAUCUCCGGACGUUCCAACUAUCACAAAUAUCCAGGAAACUUUGGUGAGUCUCAAUGAUAAGCCGGCAAGUUUUUUAGGAUCAAAGGAAUGGAUUGGGGCUCUGGAAGUCUUCUAUACCGUUGACUCCCUGUAUGAUGUGUCAUGCAAAAUUGUCCACAUCCCCUCAAAUGGCGAUGUGAAGAAGUACGUGAGUCUGCUGAAGCAGUACCUGGAGGAAUAUGGAGGUUUCAUAAUGAUGGGCGGGGAUGUGGAUGCUAGUUCCAAGGGUAUUGCUGGGGUUCACAUUGCUGGCAAUGAUGCCUAUCUUCUCGUGGUGGAUCCACAUUUUGUCUCGAAAUCUGGUGAAAUUACACGAGAAGAAAUUCAGGGGAAGAAAUUUGUCAAGUGGCAGCAUACGUCAGAGUUCCUGGACAGUUCCUUCUACAAUUUGUGUCUUCCCUUGCAGAAGGGUCCACAAAUGUCCUGAAUUCAAUGUGAAUUAACCAUCCAAAUUUUUGUUUAACCCUUUAUGGACGAUUGGAACACCGGUGUCCCAUAAAGAAAAUAAUUUUUCCUGACUACCUGAAAUUAUUUUUUUUUAUUAUGUUUGUACGUAAUUGCAAAAUAGAAGGUUCAAGGAUUCUGAGAUAUUUUUUGCAAGUCUAUAGCUAUUUGCUAUAUAUUAAAUUUUUAAACUAAAAAAUGACGAAUUUUUAAAUACUCAAUAAAAAAUAAUUUUAAUUAUUUUUUACACUUUCAAUUUUUUUUAAGCAAAACCGUUUUCGAAAAAGAAACUACAAUAGUCAAACAUAAUAUUUUUGAUUAGAGUGAAAAUUAUCAUUCAUUGGUAUUGUCAGAAAAAUUACUUAAAUUUUUUGGCUAUUUUUGUUCCUAUCGCUUAUAGAAGUAAAAAAUACACCGAAUCAAACUCUGUUGGAUUUUCUAAGGCUAUAUGUAAAAUCUUUUAGUGAUUUUGUUUAUCGGUUUUAUUUUUAUUGCUGAUUUUCGGUCAACGAAAACUGUCUCGUCGUUAAGGGUUAAACGUUCUCUUUACCGGAAGUUAUUUUGAAAUUUGAGGUUAUGUUGCGCAUAACCUAGAAAAAACUAUUUUGCAAAUAUAAAACCUUUAUUUAUUUACCUUUUGAUGUAAUUUUACUAUUUUGUAUAAAAUAUUUAUUAUUUUGUAUAGAGAGAAAAAAAUAUGUUGAUUUUUUUAAUGGUUUUCCUGAAUGAAUUUUAAUAUUAAAGGUUAGGUAAUCUUGUUUAAAAAAGCAAAGACUACCCUGAAUCACAUAUAAAAACUAGUCUUUUAAUAUCUGAAUAGAAAAAAAAAUGUGCAAGUUAUUUAUUUAUUCGAAAUUCGGAUAGAUUUUUGAAGGUUAGGUUCACCAUAACCUAAAAUUGUUUAGUUAUUAUUUCCCAAACAUUUUCUGGUUUAUCUGAUUAAAAUUAGCAAAUAAAUGUGCAGUGAAAUGUUAUAUUUCCUCAGCAAAAAUUUAUAAAGGAACAGUAAUAAAUUAAAAAAAAGGUCAGUAAAAGAUAAAAAAUAGUCUGUAAAAAUCGUGAGGGCAGUAAAUAAUUUAAAAAGAGCAGUAUAAAGUGAAAAGCAAGCAGUAAAAUAUUAAAAAGGGUGCAGUAAAAAAUAAAAAUGAACAGCAAAAAAAUUAAAAGUGAACAACAAAAGAUAAAAAGUCAGCAGCAAAAUAUUAAAAGCAAACAUGUUAAAAAGAGCAAUAAAAAAAACAUUAAAAACAAGGAGCACAAAAUUAAGAGCAGUAAAAAAUUAAAAAUGAGCAGCAAAAAAAAUAAAAGCAGUAAAAUAUUAAAAGGCAGUAAAAAAAUAAAAAUUAGCAGGAUAAAAUUCAAAACUGAGCAGUAAAAAAUUAAAAUCGAGCAGUAUAAAAUAGAAAGCGAACAGCGAAAAAAUUAAAAAUGAGCAGCACAAAACAAAGCAGUAAAAUAUUAAAAAGCAGCAAAGAAAUGAGCAGCAAAAAUUCAAAAGUGAGCAAUAAAAAAAUUAGAAGUGAGCAGUAAAAAAUUAAAAAGGGUUAAAAAUUAAAAAGGAAUAAAAAAUUCAAAAGGAGCAACAAAAAGUUAAAAAAUAAAGCUGUAAAAACUUAAAAAUGACCAGUAAAAACUUAGAAAAAGAGCAGUGGUGAAUUAUUAAAAUAUAGCAGUAAAAAUUAAAAAGUGAGCAGUAAAAAAUUAAAAAUGAGCAGUUUGAAAAUGGAAAGCGAGCAGCAAAAAAUUAAAAAUAAAAAGCAAAAAAUUAUAAGCAGUAAAAAAAUAAAAGUGGCUGCUAUACUUUAAGAGAAAGCAGUAAAAUAUUGAAAAUGAGCAGUAAAAAUAUUCAAUUUAAUCAGAAAAAAUUGAAAAGUGGUAAUAAUUUCCUAAAAGAUACAGAAAAUUUCUCUUUGCUCCAGCAAGAAAAGAAGCUAACUAAUUUACUACAGCUGAAUUUAAGAAAAUUUCAUGAAUAUUUCGAAAAGUGUUUUCUGCUACUCUUUUAAUUCUUUGCUACUCUCCUUUAAUUUUAACUACUCGAACUCCAAGAGAGCAGUUUCCACAAUCGACUUUUUUUUCAACUUCUGACCAUCCUAGCUGCCAAACGGUAAGAGAUAUUGACUUUCGGUCUUCGGUGACCCCCCCCCACAAGUCAACUUUCUCUAUCAAACUAAAUUAUACAAAUUACCCCCCAUCCCUUCUAUCCCCUCCAAAAAACAUAUUUUUUGCCAUUGCAAAAAAUUGACCCUGACGAUUUCGUUCAUUUUUGGAUUAUGUCUUGGAGGUAGUCCAGCUGAACAUUUCGUCCUUAGACACCUAUCACCGGAAAAUUCGCCAUCUUGAAUUAUUCAAGGUCAAAGCUUAAUUUUCACCCGAUUUAGUCAAUAAAUUUAUUAAAAGGUUAAUGAUUUUUUGAAACCCUCUUCUUGAACAAUUUUCAACUUCAAGAUGGUUUUAUGGUGAUUUAUAGACAAAUUUAAUUCGACAAUAAUUUUCUAUACAUCAGAAAACUUGCGAAAAGGUAUAUAAGGCAGAGCUCUUUCUCGGGAGUUCGAGCAGCUCGCAAAGCCUUGGACGCUUUGCCACCCCUUUUUACUGACCAUUGUUAACAAAAUAAUGCACUUUUUUUUAAUUUUUAAAUCGUUUACUGCCCUUGUUUAAUUUUUUGCUGCUUAUUUAGUUUUUUUUUUAUUUUUACUUCUAAAUUUUAAUUUUUUACUGACGGUACUUAACAAAAUAUUGUUCAUUUUUAAUUUUUUGCUAACCAAAUUUUACUUUUUAACUGAUCGUUUAUUUCAAUGCAAAUAAAUUUGUUAAUUUUCCUUUGUGUUUCAAAAUUCAAGAUGCACCAAGAUUCUAACCUCAGAAAAUUUUUCUAUGGUUGUGGCACCGGCAAACCUUUUAGAUCAGGGAAAUUUCAUGAAGUCGAAAUUCGAAUCCCUUUCUUUCUCACAUGUUUUGCAUAAUGUCUAUCUCAUUCUCUCGCACUCUUCUUCUUUUCUUAAACAUCACUCCAAAUUCAAUUUAGCUCAAUCGAAUUUGGUAUGCGAAAGAAUGAGAUAGUCAUAUGCUGCAAAACGUGUGAGAAAGAAAGGGUUUCGAAUUUCGACUUCAUGAAAUUUUCCUGAUCUAAAAGGUGUGCCGGAGCCAUUAAAAAUCAAAAGAAAUUAAAUUUAGCUCAACUGAAUUUGUAGUGCGAAAGAAUGAGAUAGGCGUAUGCAAAGCGUUUGAGAAAGAAUGGUAUGUGAAUUUUGAUUUCAUGAAAUUUUCUUGAUCUAAAAGGUGUGCCGGAGCUAUUAUGAUUUUAUUUCUAUAAAAAUCUAAUUUAACGGAAACACAUUUUACCUCAAACAAUUUAGUGCAUAACGUGGAUAUCUCUUUUUUCUAGGUUAGGUUAGGACUAAUAUAGCCUCAAAUUUCAAAAUAACCUCUUAUAUAAAUAAUGGCCUCUACACACUAGAGAAAUUUAUGUCCAUAUUGAAGUGUUUUUUCCACAGAAGCGUAGGGAAAUUGCUUCAACAUAAAUUUCUCUAGUAUGUAGAGGCCAUAAGAAAACAUCAAUAACUUAAUUUCUUGCUUUUAGAAUAAUUUAUAAGUUUCAUUAUAAGGCUCAAGAAAAGCAAUUUUUCUUUUUGAAAAUAAAAUGAGGAUCAGGAGAAACACGCAAAAAAUAUUUGCAGCCAAAAGAAAUUGCAGUAUUUUUCUGAUAAACUUAAGAUUCUGAAUGUUGUGAAUAUUGUGCAAUAAAGUGAAAUAUUAAAAAAGCUCAAAUAAAUAAAUGUAAUAGAGUGUAAAGAAAGUCAUUAAAACACAAAGAAAUAUUGUUUAAUAGAUUUAUUUUUCUUGUAUCCUCAAGAUGUUAUCCUUUUUUUUACAAUUUCCUUGUUAAGUUGUAUAGAAUUAGAGAUAAAUUUGAGUUUUAUUGCAUUUGUUGUUUUCUUUAUCCUUCCAUCUCAAUAAAAUAGUGUGUAAGUGUUUCUUGUGUUAUCGUCAUCAAAAUUCAUCAUUUAUAGUAUUUCUGUUUUUUUUUUCUUCACUAAAUUUUUUUUUCUGAUAGAGUAAAUUACUACGAAUUCGUUAAUAAAUGUUUGAGAGCAAGAAAAAA
Molecule: messenger RNA, 4868 nt
Organism: Phlebotomus papatasi
Lineage: Eukaryota; Metazoa; Arthropoda; Insecta; Diptera; Psychodidae
Gene: Ufsp1
Product: probable Ufm1-specific protease 1
Exons: 2
Coding region: 87-746 (219 amino acids)
Source: RefSeq, a predicted model, not a curated record